Molecule: messenger RNA, 2812 nt
Organism: Dendrobium catenatum
Lineage: Eukaryota; Viridiplantae; Streptophyta; Magnoliopsida; Asparagales; Orchidaceae
Product: G-type lectin S-receptor-like serine/threonine-protein kinase SD2-2
Exons: 1
Coding region: 137-2605 (822 amino acids)
Biological process (GO): recognition of pollen; protein phosphorylation
Molecular function (GO): ATP binding; protein serine/threonine kinase activity
Source: RefSeq, a predicted model, not a curated record
UUUUUUUCACAUAUUCAUCAUCCUUCGCGCCUCCUUCAGGCAAUUUUUUCCUUGCUUUUUCAGAAAGCUCCAGAGUUCAUUCAUGGUAGAUACAUAAUGCUCUGCUCACUAUUGAAGGAGAGAGAAAUAGAUUAAAAUGGCGGUAAAAAUCUGCAUCUACGCCCUCCCUACUCUCUUCAUUCUCGUCUCCUUCCUCUCACACACUUUUGCUUCCAAAACCCUAAACCCAGAACCAGAGCUAGCAACCCUAAGUUCUCCGCCCCUGAUUUCUUUCAACACCACAAUCCUAAGCCCCAACCGUACAUUCGAGCUUGGAUUCUUCUCCGUCGACGGUGGAUCAACCUAUUACCUGGGUAUCUGGUACGCCUCCAUUCCCAUUCGCACCUACGUAUGGGUGGCAAAUCGCCUCGCCCCCGUGCGAGCAUCGCCGCCGUCGGCUCUUCUGACCAUCGCUGGCCGCCUCGCCGUCGCUGACUCCUCCAAUUCCAUUCUGUGGGAGUCGGAGAACUCUACUCCCGCCGCCGCAGUUCAGCUACUCGACACUGGAAACCUUGUACUACUCUCUGUCGGCGGCCGAGGAGCCAUUGCGUGGCAGAGCUUCGACUUCCCCGCCGAUACAUGGCUGCCGGAGAUGGCAGUGACGGGCAGCGUGGCGAUCACGUCAUGGAGAAGCCCCAUGGAUCCGUCUCCCGGUGAGUUCUCUCUCCGGCUUCGCCCGCCAAAAUUCGGUGAGUUCGAGCUCGUCUUCAAUGGCUCGGUUUCGUACUGGUGGACGGGGAACUGGACUGGGACAAGAUUCACUGGCGUCCCCGAGAUGACGGUGCCGUACAUCUAUAGCUUCAGGUUCUCAAACCCGUUCACGCCGGAGGCUGCGUUCGAUUACUCACAGUCCACGUCGGCUGAGUCCGGUCUCCAGCCCCUCCUCUCGCGAUUCGUCGUCGAUUCCUCCGGCCAGCUGAUGCAGUACACUUGGUCCCCUCAGGCGGAUAGCUGGAACAUGUUCUGGUCUAGGCCAGAUGACCCCUGCCGCGUCUACGGCCGAUGCGGUGGUCUUGGUCUCUGCUCCAGCGGCCGCAGCCUCCGGCCUUGCACCUGCCCGACGGGACUUCGCCCCGUUGAUCCAACAGGGUGGAGCUCCGGCGACUUCUCCAGUGGAUGCUCCCGUGACGCCCUCUGUACUGAUGAGGAUAGCAUUUUCAACGAGAUCGGCCACAUCGAGCUCGAUGGCGCCGUCGAUGCCACUUUCUCCGACUUGAGCCGCGGCUCCUGUGAGGAAUCUUGCAGGAAGAACUGCUCCUGUUUCGGUAUCACCUACAACUCAGAAUCUCGCAUCUGCACGAAUCUGUACGUGAGCGCUUACAAUCUCCGCAACAGUACAGCCUCCGCGACUCUAUUCAUCAGGAUUUCGCCGGGAAAGGUGUUAUCGAAAAAGUCCAAAUGGAAGGUACGAAUUCUUAUCAUCGGCAUCAUCUGUGCUCUCGUUGCAAAUAUUGCAAUCGCACCCCCCCUCGUCAUCAUCGUGCACCGGCGGCUUCGGCGACUAAGAAGAAGGGAAGAAUACGGAGGAGAAGAUGUCGGCCUGAAGGUUUUCACCUACAAGGAGCUCUCCUCAGCAACGCGCGGAUUUUCAGAGAAGCUUGGGCACGGAGGUUUUGGCGCGGUUUUUCGCGGCUCGCUUCCGGAUUCAACGCCGGUGGCCGUUAAGCGGCUCGAACGCCCGGGCGGUGGCGGCGACCGCGAGUUCUGCGCGGAAGUGCGCACCAUCGGAAGCGUACAGCACGUAAACCUUGUCCGCCUCCGUGGCUUCUGCAUAGAAGAUCCACACCGCCUCCUCGUCUAUGACUACAUGCCCAACGGUCCCCUCAGCGCCUACCUCGGCCGCGGCUCCAAACGACCGCGGCUCAGCUGGCCGGCCAGUUUCCGCGUUGCCGUCGGCACGGCACGUGGGGUCGCCUAUCUCCACGAGGAAUGCCACGAUUGUAUCAUCCACUGUGACAUUAAGCCGGAGAACAUCCUAUUAGACUCCGAUUUCACCCCUAGGGUUUCUGAUUUCGGAUUGGCAAAGCUGGUGGGGAGGGAUUUGAGCAGGGUAUUGGCGACCACACGGGGGACGCGAGGGUACGUUGCACCGGAGUGGAUCUCCGGUGUGGCGAUCACGGCGAAAGCUGAUGUGUACAGCUAUGGUAUGACGCUGAUGGAGAUCAUUGGUGGUCGGAGGAAUGUGGAGGCGCCGUCUCCGCAAGCGGCUGCGGGAGAUGAAGUAGGGGAAGAAGGGUGGUUCUUCCCGGCGUGGGCAGCGAGGAAGAUUGUGGAGGGGGAUUGGGGGGCGGUUUUGGAGGAGGAAGUGGAGGGUUAUGAUGGAAUGGAGGCGGAAAGGGCAGCGAGAGUGGCGGUGUGGUGCAUACAGGACGAAGAGGCCGCCCGGCCGACGAUGGGGACUGUGGUGAAGAUGCUUGAGGGGACGGUAGCGGUGGCGGCUCCUCCUCUACCGAAGAUGAUGCAGGCGCUCAUCGCCGGCGAGUCGUUCCGGCAUGGGAGUUCUUCGUCGGCCGGAGAAAUUUUGGUUGAAGACGGAGCGGGGGCGGCGGGCGAUUGUCGACGGUGAUUUGUUAGGGUUACCCUGGGUGCAGAUACCGCCGAGUCGUUGUGAAUAAAGACAAAAAUUAUCAAAGAGGAAAGGGUGGUGCGGGUCCCACUUGAGCUAGAAGUACAGUGGCUCGUGGGAAAGCAAGGUGCCGAUAUUUUGAAUAGUUUAUUUAUUUAACAGAAAUGCUAAAAUGACCGUAAUUUCUAGGCUAGUAAAUCAAUGAUU